Messenger RNA from Lathyrus sativus (Indian pea), 915 nucleotides. NCBI's taxonomy places the organism in Eukaryota, Viridiplantae, Streptophyta, Magnoliopsida, Fabales, Fabaceae. The record is from the annotation of a GenBank genome assembly.
AUGAAAGGUGUUGAAGAAAUAUGUAGAGGAAAAUAUUAUGGAAUUUGCUUUGUGGGUGGUAUGCUUAGUUCUGGCGCUACCCAUCUGGCCAUUACUCCUCUGGAUGUACUCAAAGUCAAUAUGCAGGUUUAUCCGAAUAAAUAUAACAAUGGAAUUGUAUCUGGCCUUGCCACCAUCUGGAAACAACAAGGUUCUUAUGCUCUUUGGAGAGGUUGGUCUGCGAAACUAUGUGGAUACGGAGUUCAGGGAGGAUUCAAAUACGCUCUCUACGAGUAUUUCAAGAAUCUUUAUGCCGAUCAUCUCCUGCUUCAUUCUACCAGGAAUUCUAUUUUCUUUCUUAGCGGGCUCUCUGCACAGAUUUUAGCUGAUCUCACACUUGCUCCUUUUGAAGCCGUUAAAAUUCGUCUUCAGAUUCAACCUAAUUUUGCUAAGGGUUUAUCUGACGGUUUUCCGUUGGUAUACCGAAAUGAAGGUCUUGCUGGUUUCUAUAGGGGUCUUAUUCCGCUGUGGAGCCGCAAUCUUCCUUUCUCUAUGGUCAUGUUUUCAUCCUUUGAGCAUUCGGUGGACCUAAUAUAUAAAAAUAUCAUGCAUAAAAGAAAGGAGGACUGUUCUACGCCACAACAACUCGGUGUCACGGGCUUUGCAGCCUAUACUGCGGGUGCUCUUGCUACUGUCAUUUCCAACCCCGCUGACAAUGUCAUGACCAGUCUUUAUAAAAAAAAGGCUGAAUCUGCUAUGCAGGCCAUCAAGAACAUUGGAUUCAUAAACCUGUUCACUAGAAGUCUUCCUAUUCGCAUUGCACUUCUAGGACCAGUUAUAACUCUGCAGUGGUUUCUCUAUGACACUAUAAAAGUGCUAUCGGGACUGCCUACUAGUGGAGGACUCGCAAGAGACCAGAAGGAAGUUAAAUUGUAG